AUGUUUUUUCAUAAUGCUUCCAAUUUAAUUACUUCAUUCUUGGAUAUACAAUGGGGUCAACACUUAGGGGAAGAACUUGGACCGACAAAUAUCAAUUCUGAGUGGAAAGGAGUUAACACUACGAAGCAUCACUUUCCAUCCAAAAUUUGGAUAAUAAGACCAACCUGGGAAACGACUCUUAAAAUUCUCAGCAUUUUACCUAUCAUUUUUGUGGGUAUACUGGCUAAUGGUGCACUGAUCUAUAUAAUAAUCCGUGCUAAAUCUUUACAUACUACUACAAACCUUCUCAUCGUUAACAUGGCAAUUGCAGAUAUAUGCACAUGCAUUUUAUGUCCUUGGAUGUUUCUCUGUAUUGAUUUAUAUCAAAAUUAUAUACUUGGACCUAUAGGUUGUCGAUUAGAUGGAUUUAUAGUGCAUGCUUUGACAUUAGUCGCAGUAUUUAAUUUGAGCGUAGUUAGUUAUGAUCGCUUAUCUGCUAUUGUCUUAAACUGUUCUAGUAGAUUAACAAAAAGAUCUACACAUUUGUUGCUUUAUGCGAUAUGGAUUUCUGGUAUAGGAGUUGCAACACCAUUAUGUCUCUUUCGAAGCUAUUAUGAAAGACAAUGGAGUGAUUUUCUGGAAACUUAUUGUACCGAGAAUACUGUAGUGUUGUAUCCAUAUUGGCAUGUUUUUGCAGGUUUAACUGUAUGGGCACCAUUAACUAUAAUGGCAAUAUGUUAUUCCUCUAUUCUCAUUAAGCUAGAUAGAUUUGAAUCACAAGCAUUAAGAAGUAAAUAUCCAAUCAUAGUACGUUAUAAAGGAAAAGUGGCUCGUGCUUUAGGUAUUAUUGUUUUGGCAUUUAUUCUUUGUCGGGUACCAUUCACAGUAUUAAUCAUUCAAAGAGCACGACUCUUGCAACAACCUUCUAAACCAGGACAAGCAGAAUCUAUGUAUUUUCUUUGGUAUAUAAGCAGAUAUCUUGUUCUCGUUAAUGCUGCAAUAAAUCCUUUAUUAUAUGGCUGCAGUAGUAGUUCUUUGAGAAAAGAAUUAGCAAUAUGUCCUGCCACAUCUUGGCUUAUUUUUAAACGUAAAAAAAAAAUGGAAAAGCAACAUAGCAAUCAACAGUGUAAUUCAGAACCGUUUAAUUGUUUGAAACCUCGAUCACCUUGUAUUCGAGUAAAUUAUUAUCAAAGAAGUAUAAUACCAAAUAUUUCCUCAAGAGUUUCUCCAAUAAAUUUGGAUAUAAGUCCAAAUUAAGAUACUCUUAUAAUCUUGUAUUAUAAUAAUAGACUUAUAAAUCAGUUGAUC
Molecule: messenger RNA, 1287 nt
Organism: Polistes canadensis
Lineage: Eukaryota; Metazoa; Arthropoda; Insecta; Hymenoptera; Vespidae
Product: neuropeptide FF receptor 2
Exons: 5
Coding region: 1-1236 (411 amino acids)
Biological process (GO): G protein-coupled receptor signaling pathway
Cellular component (GO): membrane
Molecular function (GO): G protein-coupled receptor activity
Source: RefSeq, a predicted model, not a curated record